Anguilla rostrata (American eel) is the source of this 6391-nucleotide messenger RNA. Its product is annotated as G protein-activated inward rectifier potassium channel 2-like. Gene Ontology annotation, molecular function: G-protein activated inward rectifier potassium channel activity. The transcript is spliced from 4 exons. NCBI's taxonomy places the organism in Eukaryota, Metazoa, Chordata, Actinopteri, Anguilliformes, Anguillidae. Gene Ontology annotation, biological process: regulation of monoatomic ion transmembrane transport; potassium ion import across plasma membrane. Gene Ontology annotation, cellular component: plasma membrane. The record is from RefSeq and is a predicted model, not a curated record. Bases 1040 to 2284 code for a protein of 414 amino acids.
CCCCUUUCCCAUUUCAGAUUUAAUUUGUGGACUAUGUUUAUUUCUUCUGAGGGCGAUGAAUUAAUGAAGACGGUAUCACAUUAGUAUAGCGUGGAGGAGUCUGUUGCGUAACACCAGCAUGCAGUCUAGUUUUAUUAACAUUGUGUAUUGUAUCCGUUCCGGCUAUGUCGAUAGUUGCAAAAUCCGAAGAAAUCACUUCGGGGGUUUAGAAACAUAAAAUGGGUAAAUAAAGGUGCACAAAGGUCCAUCAGUGGACUGAACAGGUAUUGAACUAUGGCCAUUUAUUGCGUUGCUUCGGGCGAUUUGAAUUGUGCUCAUAACACUUCUGUAGUCAUCGUCGAGCAUGAUGUGUAAUACAUUUCAGAUAGAUUAGUAAAGAUAUAGUAAUCUGAAUUCUCUUAGUCAGCAUUAAUGAUUACCCUGACGUGACAAAAUUUGGAGCUGAAUGCACCUGGCGUUAAGUUGAAGAGCUAUCACGUGCUCUUUGGUUUAAUUUUAGUAGCUAAUGAAGCUUUUAAUGAACAUAUUGUCAAGUAGGCUAUAUUAAUCAAAUAUAAUGUUUCACAGUCCAACCAUUUCUAAAACAUAAUUACUGAUAUUUAGACAUUUUCAGUGUGUAAGACUAAUUGUCGUUGCGAUAAGGACUUUGCUAAUUAGGAGAUGCACAUUAUCAAUAGGCUACAAAAGGGUUUCAUCUCCAUGGCGACCUGAAAAUCUCAUUCAAACCCAGAAUGUGCGUAGCUCGUGGAAGGGAGUCGUUCCGUUGUGUGAUGACAAAGCGGAAGGGAGAGAAGAAAGACCCCGGAGAACUAUCACUGAUGGGCCAUCAAAAUGUUUCACUUUCUUCAAGAGCGAAAUAAUGUACGAUUUAUGACGUGUCAGUCUCCUGAGGACUUCCCUUUGCCACGGCCAUUGCUGACUGCAUCCUGCCCCUCGCUGUUUGGAGGCUGCUAUGUCCAGGACAACACGGCUGCCCUUACGGUCUCCUCUCCUGCUGCUUCCAACAUGGCCUUGAGCCCCAGAUCCGUGUGAAGACCUGAUGGAGCAGGAUGUGGAGAGCUCAGUUACCAUCAGGCGGCCUAAGCUGCCCAAACAAGCCCGGGAAGAUCUGCCCAAGCAGCUGGUGGACAAGAACCAGCCCAAGAGGGAGACCCAGAGGUACGUGCGCAAGGACGGGAAAUGCAACGUGCACCACGGCAACGUGCGGGAGACCUACAGAUACUUCACAGAUAUCUUCACCACGCUGGUGGACCUCAAGUGGAGGUUCAACCUCUUCAUCUUCGUGCUGGUUUACACGGUCACGUGGCUGUUCUUUGGGUUCAUGUGGUGGUUCAUAGCCUACGCCCGGGGUGACCUGGAGCACAUAGGAGACAGCAAGUGGACUCCUUGUGUCAACAACCUCAACGACUUUGUCACGGCAUUCCUGUUCUCUAUAGAAACAGAGACUACCAUCGGGUAUGGCUACAGGGUGAUUACAGACAAGUGCCCGGAAGGCAUCUUGUUGCUCCUGGUGCAGUCGGUGCUGGGUUCCAUCGUAAACGCCUUCAUGGUGGGCUGCAUGUUUGUGAAGAUCUCGCAACCCAAGAAGCGGGCAGAGACCCUGGUCUUCUCCACCAGCGCGGUCGUCUCCAUGCGAGACGGCCGACUGUGCCUGAUGUUCAGGGUGGGGGACCUGCGGAACUCACACAUUGUGGAGGCCUCCAUCCGGGCCAAGCUGAUCAAGUCCAAGCAGACCAAGGAAGGGGAGUUCAUUCCCCUGAAUCAGACGGACCUUAACGUGGGCUAUGACACCGGUGACGACCGCCUUUUCCUGGUGUCCCCGCUCAUUAUCUGCCAUGAAAUCAACCAGCACAGCCCAUUCUGGGAGAUCUCCAAGGCCACCCUGGAGAAGGAGGAGCUGGAGAUUGUGGUCAUUCUGGAAGGCAUGGUGGAGGCUACAGGCAUGACCUGCCAGGCCCGGAGCUCCUACGUGACGAGCGAGAUCAAGUGGGGCUACCGCUUCACGCCGGUGCUGACCCUGGAGGACGGCUUCUACGAGGUGGACUACAACAGCUUCCACGAUGUGUACGAGACCAACACCCCGGCCUGCAGCGCCCGGGAGCUGGCCGAAAUGACCGCGCGCGCCCGGCUGCCCCUCUCCUGGUCCCUGGCCAGCAAGCUGAACCAGCACGCCGCGUUCGACACGGCCAAACCGCAGCCGGAGACCGCCGUCCGGGGCUCCCACGGUAACGAGGACAAGACGGAGAGGAACGGCGACAUCGGCAACGUGGAGUCCAAACUGUAAUAGCUUUGUAUGAGCUGAGAGUGGGGUGGGCUGGGCUGGGCUGGGCUGGGCUGUGGGGUCUCUCCACCAUCAGCACAAUAGAUCAGCAUGCGGGGAGGGGGGGGGUGUACGAGCUAAAUGCUUAAGAUGAAGCAGAGCAGACCCAGGGACAUUCUGCCCCCCGACAGCCCCCACCCCAAAGAAAAAAUGAAGCCAGCAGGACAUGAAAACUGGGGUGACCGCAUGCUUUGAUAUUUUUUUUCUUUAACCAAUUGACUGCAUUUUAAUUGUUUUUUUAAAUGAAAUAUUUGCAUAUAUAUAUACAUAUAUAUAUAUAUAUGCUCCAGAGAAUUUGCCUUUGUAUUUUUUGUACAUACUGAAGUAUUUGUUCCAAACCAAUGGCAGUCGUGGCAGAUGUGUGAAAGAAUGUGAGGUUAAUUCAUAUUAAGUCAACAAGACAAAAGGGUCAGCUCUGUGUGUCUGCCUCACUGUAUGCAGUGUUGAGGAUUAUCUUUACAAUGGCUUUUACAAUAUGAAUACAAGCAUGUACCAAAACCUGCUGCAGCUCUAUAUAAUAUCCGCAAAAAAAAAAGAAGAUACAAUCAAUUUGCAAGACAUGAAUUCUCUGUGUUGAAUGCAGACACAGCUGAGGAUAAUCUUGUCUGACUCUGGCUGUGCACGAUGCUUUGUACUGCACUCAGGUCAUGUGACCAGGUGACCAGGUCCCUGUUACACCUCAGGCAUUCAAUGACUUCAUUAUAGGCCGCAGCUUCUACCUUUCUGCCGUUUACUUGACUCCUGUAAGGUCAGAGGCAUUGUGCCAUACCUUUUAAAGUUUCUCUCAGCGGAACGGUAUGGGGAGUUUAUUUGAAUAUAGCAGACCUGGCUGAAAUACGUAUUUGUUUUGGAUUCAAAUACUUUUCUGUGCUCUGUUGAUCUUGCCUGGUGUCAUUGAGCCUGCCAAUAUGACCAAGAGGCGGGGUUUGCACUUUCUGAGAGUAUUUCAUUGGUUCCAAUACACCAGACAAGAUCAGUAAAGCGCAGAAAAGUAUUUGAAUCUAAAACAAAUAUGUAUUUGACCCAGGUCUGGAAUGUAGCCACAGGUGUUUUGUGAAAAAGGAGUUUCACUUCUAUUUGUUUAUUUUUAGCUUUGACUCUUUUCUGUAAUUGUGCAUGGCCAUGUGGGUUUCAAUAUAACUGCACAAGAAAAAAAUUCUGUCUGUACUCUGCAAAAAUAAGGCACUGAGGUCUAGUAAAAACUAUCUAUGAUUCAACAAUUUCACAGCAAAAUGUCUAUUUCAUCCUAAUUAAGCAGUAUAGAUUAAUCAAAUAAGUUGAAGUCUGGCACCUUGAAAAGUAAAACCAUGCAUUACGUAUGCUCUGUUCAGACUUGUCGUCUGUAGGGAAGAGCCAUACAUCUUGAUAAAUUACAUCACCACCAGGACAUUGUUAAUCUGAACAUCGUCUUGUUUUCUAGUGGACGGAUAUGUCCUUUGAAAGAGAGAGCGAGAAAAAAACUGCAAAAGUGGGCUCAGUUUAUUUAAAAAAACUUACUAUUGCUAAGAAUCAAUUAGACAUAUUCCUGCCUGACUCAGAAGCACAGCCAUUGCUGAAGUCACACUGUUCUUAAGCCACCAAAUGACUGCCAGAAGGCCUCUGUCAUGUUAGCUAUUGGCCAAAGUGCAGCAGACGGUGCACCUUUAGUGAUUAGGCCCAAGCUGGGGCCCAAGCUCAGAGCACACAGAGAAAGGAAAACAGAACAAUGAGUAGCAGUGAUAAUCUUUUUCAGAAUGAAGUAUUCUGUGAGUAUUUCACAGAUCUUACAUGCAACAAAACUAGUAUAUUGUGGCAAAACCUUCCAGAAAAAGAUUUCACAGUGGAGUAAUGGUUUUGUGUGUAUAAGUUUAAUAUGCUAAAAACGUAAAAUGUUGCAAUUUGGUUGCCGCACAUCCAGACACUUUUUGUGAAGCUUACCUGUAAUUGUAUGUCCAGACAUACACUGGGAGACAAUCAAGACAUUAUUUUAAUGUGUAAAUUGUUCAGUUCUUUAGUUAUGUUCCUGUUGCUUUUAUUUGAAUUUUAUAUACAUAUUCACAUAUUUAAAAAUCAAAUAUAUUUAAGUACAUAUUUAUUUUAGUUUUUUGUUGUUAAAUGUUGCACGACUUGUUCAUUGCACUACUUGGCAUCCAUAGAGGUAAUGAUCAAAGAGAGACAUUGUAAUUAGUUUUUUUUAUUGCAUUAUAUCAUGUUAAGUAGUAUGCACAAAAGGGGUGGGUAUCUAAUUAGCUAAUAACGCAAAGUGACACCAUACCAGCACAACAUGCUUUAUAAAAGGGCAUUUAAAAAAAAUUAUUUUAAGCUGUGCAUUAUUCACAGCUCAAAAAUAGAUGCUUCUCCAAAUCAUUCAUACUUCCAUCUAUGUUGCGAUAGAUUACAUGCAUCUCUAACACUCCUCUAUAAUUUGCAAACAAGGAUAUCCUACAGAAUACCUACCUUAGGAGAUAAUGAGAUAUGAUUACAUAGCAAUCACUGCAUUUUGUGGUCAAUAUAUUUUUGUUUUCCUUACUACAUAAUGGAUAAUACUUGAGAUUCAGUAUUUCUUUAUAAGAGAUUCAUAACUCACUCGUGGGAACAAAUAAAAAUUGAUAUAAAAAAAGAAAAUGUCCUGAAAAAAAAUAAUACUUUAUAUACUGUUUACCAUACGACUGAUAGAACCCAGCUGUUUAUCUGCAGAGGUGUUCUGCACACAGUUUGCCAUAUGUGCCAUAAGGAGGCUAGGCUAACCUAGGCCUUCACAUACUUCCUGCUAUCAUUUCUCUCUUUAUUUAUGGGGGUUAUUGCUUACGGGAUUCCGUUUAUUUCAAAGGAUAGUAAUGCAUGAAAGACUGAUAGCAAAUUGAGGACAUACACAGUAAAAAUCAGCUGGAGCGUACAAAAAUGAAUGUAAUUUAAUCGUAGCUAACAUUCAAGAAAGAGCUGAACCAUAUUGAGAGAAAUAGGCUCUGACUUGUGAUUGGUCCAUGUUUUUAAAGCUGGCAGUACAAUAUUCCCACUGUUUCCAUGUAAACUGAAUUUCUCCAUUUUGCAGAAAAUUAAUAUUAUACUAAUUAUACAUUUGCUGUAAAAUAUAUUUAGUCAGAUUUAUGCUCACUGUAAUAGUAUAUAGUCAUUUUUGGACAUGCUUUAGCCUCUGCCCUGUUCUGCACUGGCAGAAGUUUUAUUUGGCAAUGUUUGGGUUAUCAGGUUUGCCGGAAAUUUAGUUUCUUUUAAUCUCUCCGUGUUCCAGUGAAGAUCAUUUUGUCUCACAUUAGCCUCCCCUGUGGGGAGUAAAACUGAGACAACGGAGCAAUAUGGCGGCGACACCGUUCAUUUAAUGAGUUUUCAAAUGAGCUCCUUCCCCGCUUGAACUCGGGAAACCGAGUCGUAAUUUGCAGUUCGGAAUUCACUGGAAGAUUGUAAUUCAGGGGCGCUAUCCUGGGAUCACAAUGGAGCCGGACGUGUAAAGAAACAAUCAUAUCGGAUAAUCGUAAAAUGAUUUUAUGCUCCGGCUGCUGGUUCAUGCUCUGUCAGAUGGUUUAUACUCUAAAAGAUGGUUUGUACUCUGACAGAUCAUUACGUGCAUUCCCUUUUGAACUCUCAGACAUACAGGGCACAAUUGACAGAUUAUUAUGCUUUCAAUAAGUAAACAGAAUAAACUGCCAUUUUUUUAAAUACAUGAUUUAAAAUCACACAAUGCACUGUAAAUUCUUUUUUUUCUCUCAAAAAUCAAUUUAGUUUUUCUUACAUGGUAUGUUUGUUUUUAUUAGUCUUAUUCUAUGUAUACAAUCUUAUUCUCAUGAGAAAUACUACUGACAUCAGCACUAAGUUUUAUGUAAUAAAUCUACAAGUCUUUUUUGCUUCACAGCACAGUGAAAACCUACGGAUCUGGAGAAUACAUUUUCAGAGACUACAUACGUGAUAUACAUGUAACAACGUGAGAGUCAUUUCACUGUUGGUUUCAGUGUCCUAAUUAUGUUAGUUUUGGAAUUCUGAGCUAUGUAUCAGUCUUUAAUUAAUAUAUAUUUUUCCCACAUCCUUUCACAGCACAAUGCAAAUAAAAUGACCAACUUUUCUCACAAACCAUAGAAA